AUGAAUUAUCAAAAUAAUCAACGUGAAGUUCCUUUCAACGGACAACCGGAUGCACCUAAUAUUCCUAGCGAAGCUUACUCUGGUCAUGAUAAUUUUCGCUCAACUGUUCAGCUUCUAACAACAGCGACGGCAACAGCAGCAACAGUUUCAAAAGAGGCAGCGAUAGCAUUACUAAUAAUUAACUUG
Entrophospora candida is the source of this 186-nucleotide messenger RNA. Lineage: Eukaryota; Fungi; Glomeromycota; Glomeromycetes; Entrophosporales; Entrophosporaceae. The record is from the annotation of a GenBank genome assembly.